Messenger RNA from Glycine soja, 1632 nucleotides. Its product is annotated as patatin-like protein 2. The record is from RefSeq and is a predicted model, not a curated record. Lineage: Eukaryota; Viridiplantae; Streptophyta; Magnoliopsida; Fabales; Fabaceae. Gene Ontology annotation, biological process: lipid metabolic process. The transcript is spliced from 7 exons. Gene Ontology annotation, molecular function: glycerophospholipase activity; monoacylglycerol lipase activity. Bases 170 to 1399 code for a protein of 409 amino acids.
UCCUUAAUUAGUUAGCAAUAGUUCCUUGUUGCAUAUUGAUUUAAUUUCUACCCAUAAAUUAAGAAACUACAGCCUUUUCUUUCAGCAUAUCCUCUCAACGUUAAUCCUUACUCAAAGAGAGAAUAUUUUGUGCACACACAAAUUAACCUCCAAUUUGCCUAAAUUUCCAAUGGAAAGAGCAAAGUCAUCGAUUGAACAAAUUCAGCCUCCUACUUAUGGAAACUUGGUAACCAUUCUUAGCAUCGAUGGGGGUGGCAUUAGGGGCAUCAUCCCCGCUACCAUUAUUGAUUUCCUUGAAUCUCAGCUUCAGGAAUUGGAUGGUCCAGAUGCAAGGCUUGCAGACUAUUUUGACGUGAUAUCAGGAACAAGCACAGGAGGUCUUGUAACCGCUAUGAUAACUGCUCCAGACAACAAUAAUCGACCUCUUUUUGCUGCCAAAGAUAUUAAGCCUUUUUACAUGGACCAUAGUCCUAAAAUUUUCCCACAACAUAGUGGCCUUGGUGGGACGAUAUUAGCAAAAGUAGUAAAAUCUCUGCUGGGAGGACCCAAAUAUGACGGGAAAUAUCUGCAUGGUGUCGUCAGAGAGAAACUUGGAGACAUUCGGUUGCAUGAGACACUCACCAAUGUUGUCAUUCCCACCUUCGACAUCAAGUCUUUGCAACCCAUCAUUUUCUCAUCUUAUCAGAUUAAGAAUUCCCCUUCCUUGGAUGCUAAGCUCUCAGACAUAUGCAUUAGCACGUCCGCUGCACCUACUUAUCUCCCUGCCCACAAUUUCAACAACCAAGAUUCAAAUGGGAAGGUACACGAAUUCAACCUCAUUGAUGGUGGUGUUUGUGCAAAUAACCCGACCUUAGUUGCCAUGAACGAAGUAACAAAGCAAAUCAUUAAGCAAAAUUCUGAUUUAUUUCCAAUAAAGCCUCUGGAAUAUGGUCGCUUCCUAAUAAUUUCAAUAGGCACCGGGACAGCAAAAAAUGAGGAAAAAUUCAAUGCACAAAUGGCAGCCAAAUGGGGAUUAUUGGAUUGGCUAACCCAAAGUGGGAGUACUCCCUUAAUUGACGUUUUCACUCAAUCCAGUGCAGAUAUGGUGGAUUUCCAUUUAUCUGCUGUGACUCAAGCACUUCAUUCACAAGAUAAUUACCUUCGAAUUCAGGAUGACACAUUAACUGGAACGGAUUCUUCAGUUGACAUUGCUACAAAGGAGAAUUUGGAGAAACUUAGCCAAAUUGGAGAAAAACUCUUAAAGAAACCGGUCUCUAGGGUCAAUUUAGAGAAUGGUCUCUUUGAGCCACUAAAAAACAGGGAAACCAAUGAAGAUGCUCUCAAAAGGUUUGCAAAAAUACUUUCACAAGAGAGGAGACUCCGUGAAAUGAAAUCCCCACACACUAAAAAGUCAUUCUAGUUUAUACAUGGUGCUUUCGAUUCCAUCAGCUUCAGUGAUUUAAUUACUGUCUGUAUUUGUUGCUCUCACAGAAGAAAAAUCUCUAAAAUAUUGUAGUAGAACAUGUUUAAGAUAGAGAUCAAAAAUUGAGUUGGUUAUUGAUAAAAUGUAACUGUAGGGGCUAGUUUGUUAUAUUUUUUUAUUUUUUACUUAGAUUCUCUGCACCAGUUGUAAAUCAACUGAAUUAAUAUAAA